Molecule: messenger RNA, 775 nt
Organism: Austrofundulus limnaeus
Lineage: Eukaryota; Metazoa; Chordata; Actinopteri; Cyprinodontiformes; Rivulidae
Product: tumor necrosis factor receptor superfamily member 14
Biological process (GO): defense response to Gram-negative bacterium; apoptotic process; defense response to Gram-positive bacterium
Cellular component (GO): membrane; external side of plasma membrane
Molecular function (GO): transmembrane signaling receptor activity; protein binding
Source: RefSeq, a predicted model, not a curated record
UCCUCCUGACUCGGAUCCUCGUUGCUUUGCGGAUUUUAUUUCUGCAAAAAUCUACUAAUCUGACCUGUUAAAGCUGCACCGGACCAGGUGGGAACAUGUAAAACCAUGGUCCUCGCGGGGUUUUGGUUCGUGWUUUUUCUCCUCACGGCUUCAGCCUGCAGAGAUGAUGAAUACACAGCAGGGGAUGGACAGUGCUGCCCGCUGUGUGAGGAAGGGACGGUCGUGGACAAUGACUGUACACUUAUGAAGGGAACACAAUGCAGGCGGUGUAAGAUGGGGACGUUCAUGGACCGACCUAACGGCCUGAAAAAGUGYAUCCUCUGCUCCUCCUGUGACCCGGGCCACAACCUCGUCACCAAACAGGAGUGYUCUCCAACAUCUGACACAGUUUGUGAAGCUUCAGAAGGAUUUUUCUGUCAGAGUUUAACAUCUUCAGGAUGCAGUGAAGCAGAGAAACAUUCGGCCUGUAAACCUGGACAGAGAAUCAAAGAAGCAGGGACCARCAGGAAGGAUACAGUGUGUGAAAACUGUCAGGAUGGAUAUUUCUCCUCUGAGGGUUUGACCUGCUCUCUGUGGACAAAAUGCUCUGAAACUCAAACACAGGAGAAAAAUGGAAGUUCAGUCAGAGACGUGGUCUGCAGCAACCGAUCAACACGACAUUAUUAUUUUUUGUUUUUAACUUUUCUGCCCUUUUUUUCUUUGUUUCAUGACUUUUGGUUAUAAACAAAAAGUCAUUAUUUCAAAUAAUUAAUAUAGGGAAUGUUGUUAACAACAU